AUGUACGCUGCUCGCUCCGUCAAGCCAAAGCUCUCUUUGAGCAUCGCCACCACGACAAGCGCCCCUCGCCCGGCACUGUCUCUCAAGUCUCCCGGUCUUCAAGUUCCUCGCACGCCAAUCUCUCCAAUCUCUGCCGCAAGCCCAACAGCCAAGAGAUUCUCUUCAUUGCAAGUACCCUCGUACAACUACUCCAACUCCUGCUCGUCGAAGAGCAUUCUCAAGAAGCAACCGGUUGCACGACCAGGUGUUGCCGACAAGCGCAUCAAGUUCCAGGUUACGCCGACUGUGCAUUGCGUGACUCCAAUUGAGAACCCGGAUGAGUACUAUGGCCGACACACGAAGAUUACCCGCGAGGAUCGCCGCUGGACAGUGCGCGAGUGA
Molecule: messenger RNA, 381 nt
Organism: Penicillium waksmanii
Lineage: Eukaryota; Fungi; Ascomycota; Eurotiomycetes; Eurotiales; Aspergillaceae
Exons: 1
Coding region: 1-381 (126 amino acids)
Source: RefSeq, a predicted model, not a curated record